CUCUUUCUCUCUCUGUCUCUUUCUCUCCGCCUGUCGCGCGCGCACAAUCCCGUCGUGCUCCGCGCACGACUCGUCCGGUGCAACUUCACGAGGUACGCGUCGUCGCCUCCAUUUUCGGUGCUCACGGUGCGCACACACAUCGUCGGCUGUAACUGUCGCCGGUAAUAAGCACCGCACAUAGGACGUUGUCCUCGUCGUCGUCGUCGUCGUCGUCGUCGUCGUCGCCGCCGCCGCCGUCGCUCGUGCACACGCGACACGCGAGAGACACGCAGAGAGCGCUGGACGGACGACGCAUCGCGGUACGCACUGGUUCGCGCGCGCGGCGCAAAUCGCGCGGUGGGUGCGCGUUCGUCCUUCGCAGCAAAGAGCCAGGAGCAAAAGCAGCGGGAGCAGAAGCGAGAAGAGGAGGAGGAGGAGGAGGAGGAGGAGGGGGAGGUGGAGGGGCAACGGGAGGUAGCCGGAGAGUUAUACCCCCAAGUGUCAAGAUCAGCUAUGCGUCUCGGUGCGUGAUGGCCAGGCGAGCCUCUCCAGCCAGUAGCAGCGGCGGCGGCUUCCUCUCGAGCGGCAGGCUCAUGGAUACGUGGAUAUUCUUCCUGUUCGUCGCCAUUGCCGACGUGGCGGCGUCGGUGGAGGUUCACUUCGAGAACAAAGACGGCGGAUUCUUCCUGAAGCACACGCCGCGCCAGUACUAUCCAGCUCGCACGGACUCGGCGCCGGCGAUCUCGACGUCGUCCACCAGCAGCAGCGGCGGCAACGGCAACGGCAACAACAACAACAACAACAACAACAACAACAACAACAACAGCAACAACAACAAUAACAACAACAACAACAACAACAACAACAAUGGCCCGAGCACGGCGCCGUCGCCGCCGCCAGGCUCGGUCCUCUCGAUCGACAAGUUCACCGUCUUCCAGACGAGCGAGCCGGUGUCGGUGAGGGCCACGUAUGGGCCCUUCAGCACGAAGCAGACCGUACCGGCGCGUUACAUCGUCCCCGAUCCGCUGGACGCGCUUCCCGGCCCGGAGACGCGGCGCAACCUCACCGCCGCGACGAUCAUCGACGCGCAGGAACUCGGCGCUCGCCAUCUCGACAUGUCAGCCCAUCUGGUGGGUAACAGCGUGCCGCGCGACUCGCCGGUGCUCAGGGUGCUCUUCCACGCCGGCAGCGAGGCCGGGGGUAGGCGUCAGCUGCUGUUGGCGCGGCAUCAGCGGGUCUGCGUGGUGCUGCACGCCAGCCUGGCGAGUCCGCUGAGGAACAACCCGGCGAGCAGGAGCAACGGCCGCGGCGGUUACUCUUCCUCGUCGUCGUCGUCCUCCUCCUUCUCGUCGUCCUCGUCGUCAUCGUCGUCCUCCUCCUCAUCUUCCACGUUGACGGCAGCGUGCAGCCCCGACGGCGAGAACGGCGUGUGUCUCGCGCAGAUCACUAUACCGGCCAGUUGGUGGGCUCCGUUGCCGCCGCCCGACGCCUCCGGCCGUGUCAAGGUCGCCAAGAGUCUGCCGCGCUUGAUCCAGGUCGCUUACUCCGUGCUGGAGCCCCGCACGGAGGAGGGGGCGCCGCUUGGCGGCGGCGGCGGCGGCGGCGGCGGCAGUUCAGGCGCCGACGGCGGCUCGGGCUUCUGCAGGCCCAGGGUGCAGAUUCAGCCGGUCACCCCGUUGGGUCAAGUACCUUUGGCGCCGAACAAGGCGGAUUACAAGGAGCUGAGGGCGGACGACCUGCUGACGCUGCUGGUGCCCCACGGCCCGCUUUAUCCGAGGUCUCGACUCUACGUGCCGGCCUUCCUGCACUCCACCAAGGAGACGGACCUGCGGCAGGAGCGGUUGCCGUUGGUCAUCGCCGUUUACAUCAGGGUGAAGGUGAGACCGGGCGUGAAGAUCCUGGAGGCCUCGUCCAGCAGCCCGGACUGGAUCGUCGAUAACGACGUGAACGCCAAGAACACGGCGGCGACGUUCACGGUGCGGCGCAAGGAGAACGCGUCGCGUGUACCGAGCACGUCCGCCGAGGAGAUAAUGACGAUGCUGCUGGAGGCCAGCGAGGAGGGUAUAGGCGAGAGUUACGACAGAGACAGCGGCAGGAUCGUGUGGACGGUGCGUUAUACUCUCGAGGGCGAAGAGGAGAACGGCUCGCAGUUGACGGACAUCGAUCAGUCGCAGCGAAUGCAGCAACGGCAAUUGCAACACCAUCAUCAUCAUCGCGUUGAAAAGAAGAAGGUGCAGGUGCGGCUGGAGAUUCAGAAGGACGACAUACAGGCGGUGCUGCCGAUCUCGAAGAAUUGGGAGGUGAUGAAUACCGCGGUGCUGACGGGGCGUCAGGUGUCGCAGGGGAUGAAGGUUUUCAUCGUGAGCCAAGCUGGCACGGUGGCCGAUGUCACGCUGCAGUCGUCCUGUCACUCCGAGGAUGAGAGUGUUCUCAAGGUAUCGUCCUCGUGCAGCAGCGUCUACGUGGACGGCUCGGAGGCUCGGGGCUCGAGCAACGCCUCGGUGCUCGUCAAAUACGGCACGUACACCGGCUUGGCCAAGUUCAUCGUGUGGAUGCCGGAGUUUCCGCUGGAGGUGACGGUCGGCGACACGCGGCUCAGUCAGAUCAAGGGCUGGAAGAUUCCGGAGCAGCAGACGAGCAGCACCAAGAGCAAGCGCAGCCUGAACGCGACCGGGCUCGACGAGGCGGCGGUGACCGCGCGGGCGAAGAAGCGGAGCGCCAUGGAACUGGAGGACUCCAUCGAGGACGACACAUCUAUGGACGUGGAGGACUCGGACAUGAUGCCGGACGAGGACGAGCAGGAGGAGCGGUACCGUGGGGGCGGCGGCGAUCACGGCUGGGACAACUCGAUUGAGCGGAGUCCGCCAACCACCUGCAGGUUGCGCUUCCAACAGAGUCCGGUCGAGGUGCACGCCCGGUUCUCCGCAACGGACCACGACUCUGGCCGGACGUCGUUCUUCGUCAACCGUCGCACCUGGCUGCGUGUCACCGACCUCGUUACCGCCGUGCUGCGCAUCUCCGAUCCUCGGAUAGCGACGCUCCUUCAGGGCAGGAUAGUCCAAGGACGCAGCGUGGGGCGCACAGAGGUGCAGGUGUUGUCGCCGAUCACCGGCAGAGUCAUCGGCGCCAAGGAGGUCAGAGUCGGCAACGACCGCGUGUCCGUCACGCGCCUCUCCGUCACGGUGGUCUCCGGGCUUCAGCUCAGCAUCAGUCCCGAUACCGCGAUCGAGAACGGAUACGUCGCGGAGACUUCGGUCACCAGGCGGCUGACUGCUCAGUACCAGGAAGGCCUGCUGGACAUCGACGUGGAGUUCGCUGAUGGAUCGCGGACGCCCCUUCGGGAGAUCGCCGUGAGCGACUACCACUUGCUGGUCGAGAGUUUGGACAAGGAAGUUGUGGUAUUCGCGCCGAUGGUAGCCUCCCACCACCCCCGGGUGAUCGCGAUCGGCGAAGGCCGCGGCGACCUGCUGCGCGUCAGCCUCCAGUUGGCCGACUCCUGCCGACUCACCAGACGUCCUGGCAAGGUCUCGCAGAGACCCGUGAUCGCCGCGUUGGCGAGCGCCUCCGCCAACGUCGAGGUGGACUUCACCUCCAGCGAGAUGUCCAAUCGACCGGAAUUCGUGCAGAACGACGGCGGCGGCACGGUCGGCUCGCAGAGCCACAGGGAACGGAAGACCGGCCGCGGCGAAAUGGCGCCCGAUCUGCAUGACAUCCUCAUCGGGUUACCGCUGAAAGACGAGAACGGGCACGAGCACGAGCCUUUGGUGCAGGCACGGCAGCAUCGCACGGCUAUAGCUAAUGGCAUGUCUCCAGGGGGUAUGAGCGGCGUCGGCGUGCGUCACCACAGCGGGGCGCGCAUGAGUCCGCUCGAGAUCGGGAUGUACGUGCUCCUAGCGGCGUUCUGCUUCGCGAUCGUUGUCUUUGUCGUCUCCUGCGUGGUGUAUGCCAGCAAGUUCAAGCCCCAGCCGCCGGACUCCCCGUUGACCGGCGCGGCCGUCCCGGUGCUCUCCAGCGCGGCGAGGGCGCGCGCCGCGGCGAACCAGCUGGCGUCCGGCAGGCGACCGCCGCGAGAAUCGACGACCAACGCACACGACUGGGUAUGGCUGGGCAGAGCGACCCUCGAACGAGCCGCCUGCGGGCCGCAACAGGUGCGCGUGACGAGCAAUCCGCUGGCCGCCGAAGGCGAGCCCGAGAACGAGCUGGGUACAUGCUUCGACAAUCCGAAUCAUAUCGAGCUGCCGUCGGCGAACCAACGACCUAGCGGCACCAGCGGCGCCAUCGACACCACGACUUACUGCAAGAGGGACAGGAUCGCGCGCAACAGCUUCGCCGCAAAAGCCGCGAUCAAGCCGCCCACCGUGAUUACACCGACCACUGCGACGGCGGCGACCACCACGGCGUCGAUGGCAGCCGCGACGAUGACCACCGUGCGGAAUGACAACGACGAUAUCCCUCCGCCUUUGCCGCCUCACGGGGUGCCAGCUGCGAUCUCCAUGUCGGCAGCAGCGGCCGCCACGACGACGACAACGAUCGGCACGAACGUGAACAACGGUAACGAGGACUACAAGCCACCGGUACCGCCGCAUAGGAACACAGGAGUGAGCGUGCGACUCCCGGAACCGCCGCGCAAGCAUCGUCACAGGGCGUCCAGCGGCGGCAGCGGCAGCCAUCAUGGAAAUCAUCGGCACAGCAAACAGCAGCAGCAACAACAGCAGCAACAACAUCACCAUCAGUCGUCGCAUCAUAUCAAGUCGCACGGAAAGACCAGGGUGGACAACAGCUCAAAGCCGCAGCAGAACGGCGAGGACGAGGAACUCGUGGAGCUAGUGAACGGCCACGAUGACAGGCACCCGAAGCAUGCGAGAUCCCGAGAGAUCAAGAGGGCGACUAUAGUCGGUAACCCGAUGUUCUCGUCGUUCUCCACUUCCGCCGUUGUCUCCAGCGUCAACUCCUCCUGCACCCCCACCGCGGCCUCGUCAUCCACAUCCCCGCCGUCCUCGUCGCCGUCCUCCUCGUCCUCCUCGUCAUCCUCUUCGUCCUCGUCCUCCUCGUCUUCGUCCCAAGAGCAGGAGGAGUCGGUGGCGCUCGACGACCUCAAUCUGGGUAUGGACUACAACCAGAUCAUGCAGUACUUUGACAACCUGAAGGAGUCGAAUGCCUAGGUGGGGCCGUUCGACCUCUUCGAAGGUCGAGCAGUAGUCAACGUCGAUACGGAACACCGGGAUCCUCGCUAGUGCGCGCGAGGAUUGGGCUGUCCGUCUCUGCUUGCGCUCUUGCCGCUCCUCGAUGGCUUGCCGGCGACAACUGCGGCUCGCGCGAACGACUCCGCCUAGCUGAGGACGAUCCCGACUGUUUCGUAUUUUAGACUAUAAUCUAGUCAGCUUUCUAGCAGCACGUCAAGAGUAACGCGUGAACACGAAUACAUGACACACGUACGUACAUACAUACACACACAUACACGCACACGUAAUCAAGAAAGAAUAACGCUACCUAGUCUCUCGACCAUUUGUGACGGACGCUAACAGUUCUCUCAAACGACAGACAAAAGUUCCUGAAAUUUCGCCUGUAUUUUUUAUCGCUCUUACAAAGCAUCGAUUAUCAACGACAUAACAAGUCCUUUUGCUAACUAAUAUUUUUGCCGCCUCUACUCUUAGGAUCUCUUUCUCUCCUUUCCUUUCAAUAAAGUCUUUAGAUUAUAUCGUUUUAUACGGAGAACCAAUCUGAGAAAAGCAACAUUCUCAUUUCAGCAACGAUAAUGUCUUCACUUUGGACACGCAUAUACACACGCACACACACACACAAACACACACACACACACACACACAUACGCGAGAUCAUUAUACCGAUUGUCGAAACUGCUGGCGCGACAAAUCGGUCGGGGUACUGUUUGUACAGACACACACACACACACACACACACUCACACACAACACACACACGUACAUACUCGCACACAUAACAUGCAAGAGGCUUUAAGAAAAAAACUGACUGUCGGUGGCCAGUGGGAUAGGUAGAUCGCUCGCUCGAUGACAAGCGUCACGCGACAUUCCGACGUUUCGUUCCUCGCUGCGAGUUUCCCUUCGUUUCGUGGGAUCAUCGAUCCUCGCUGUUGCCCCCGCGCCAUCUUGAUCUCUCGCUCAAGCCCAUUCUCCGCUAUCACGGUUCCUCCUCCCGUUGUCGGGCCGCGAGGGGUUGGCAUAAAGCAGCUACGAGAUGCGGCGCAUUUUGAUGACGCGCCCGCGCGCGACCUCAGUGACGUACGUGCAACGAAUCGCAAGGAUUCCUCCAAUUUGUAUCGUCUUGGCACACCCUUCGCCUCCUAUACCUCGUGCGUGCCAUCGGCGAACUACAAUCCCCGACGAGACACGGGAUCUCUCGAGAGAUUGGAGAAUUCCGCGGAAUUCUCGUCAAGUCCCGCAGAUUUGCGAAGAAUACGCCGAAUCCGAAAGGAUCCUCCCGGCUCUCUUCUUAGCGCCGCGAUUUUUGGUCUCUGUGUUGGCUAUUCAUUUCAUGUACGAUUGCCGUCGGCAGUCCGGUGGACUGCCUAUCGAAACUAACGUCGAGGUCGAGGUGCGACGCGCGAUCGAAAUACGACCGAGCCUCCGCUUGCUGCCCGAUCCUCGCCGGAGGACACAUAUUUAUUCGAUCGACAGUACGUCGUGAUGUUUGUAAAUUUUGCUUUGUAAGACUGUGUACAUAUAUAUAUUAUAUUAUAUAUAUAUAUAUAUAUAUAUUAUAUAUAUAUGCGAUAGCGCAUGUUAAUUAUGGACUCAUAGAUUUAAAGUUACAUUUAUAUGGCUAUAUUAGAGAAUCGCGAAUACCAUUCGCGAACGAGAGAACGUUGCCGACGACAAGAACACGUGUAUACGUUACACACUACGACGCCCCGAACGCUGCUCUCUGGUAUCGCUUCUGAAGGAUUACUCCUCGUCCCUCGAUCGGAUCCUACGAUUUUCUCAAGUAUGAGAGAAAUGCCUCGCGUCGCGAUCUACAACCUUUAUCGAUGCCGAAUAUCGCUUCGCGCGCUUUCACGCGAGUGCAUCCGCACGUGUAUGUGUGUGUGUGUGGUGUGUGAGAGAAAAAAAGCGUGAGAAUGGGAGGAGACACCGUCAGCGAGGUCUGUAUAUUGUAUAAGGCGUCUAGGUACUGGUACCUAGACAUUAACGUAUGCGUAGACACGUAUCUAGGUAUGGUAUCUCGGUUCAGCAUGUUCCCGCUUGAGACAUUUCUAUCUGGAUACUAUGUCAGCCGCUGCGAAGUAUCAUAACGUGUAUAUACAUAUUUGUCAUAUCAAGUGUAUAAUUGUAUAUUUACCGCGAUGGUAUUCGGAAAGUCAUUUGAGGUCAGUCGGAACGACAGUUCUCUGACAGCGCGGCACGAAGAUAAUUAAUCACCUACGCAUCUCUCGUUUCGUCGCAUAUCCAUUCGUCGCGUAUACAUCGGAAUUUUUUCUUCAUCGGCUUUACUGGAGCCUUUCUCUCUUCGCCUCUCGACAGUAAUCCGACAGUGUUCGCGGUAAUAUGAUCUUUGAGAAAUUUUAGCAAUCGUUUCGUGUGUACCUAGGUGCCUGUCUCGUGUACCAUUACGCAGGCGUAUCCUGUGCCGCUUGUGCUCGUAUUUGUAGUUAGACACAAAGAGAAGCCGUGCGCGAUGCGUUAGUGAGAGCGUAUGUAAAUCAGCCGAACACAUUGUAGCUCGAGUAUAAUUAAUUAGUGGAACGCGCAAAUGACGGCGGAGAAUCUCAGCAUUCUGGAGACGACAUAUCUUCCGAUAUGUGACUUUUGUAGUGUUUCCUUGUAGCAUCUUCAGUAGUUGAUUUUCAUGUGAUACCUCAAAGGACUUGAACUUUUUCCUUUAAAAUACGCAACUAUCAAGCGUAAUUAUCAACUCCUCGAAAUUACUCGUUACUUUGCCAAUGAGAAAAAUUCUUCACAGACAACAAUGUGUGUUCGUUUAGUAUAUAUGCGCUCUUACCUGCGCUCGUGACCGCGAGAAAAAAAGAGAGCGAGCAAAAGAGAGAAAGGGAAAGUUCCGUCUGUUCUUCCCGCUCGACUAGAAGUACGAGCUCACACAGUCGUUCCGUUGUUUUCCAAACUGCAACCGAUCAUCGCGACGCGAUUGAGUGAAACGAAACAAAUCACAAAGAGAAGUGAAAGAAGUGAGCGACCUACUCCAAGAAUCACGCCCAAGAAUCUAUACUAUAAUAACGUAUCUAAGGACUACAUGUCUAAGUAUGUAUGUGUGACUCCGUGCAUUGUGUGUGUGUGUGUGUGUGUGUGUGGGCACAUCGCGUGGGACAAUAGCAAUCCAAUCGAAUCAACGGCAACGACGCGGCGUCUCGUUGUCGUGAAAGGCGAAUAAACGAAUCCACGAGCAACGGUUACGCGAAACCGUCGAGGCAAAAUCGGAACAACGUACGUGCGAGUACCCCGCCGAGAGAAUCUAGUCUUAUAGCGUAAUUACUAUAUAAAUAUAAAUAUAGAUAUAAAGAUAUAUAUAUAUAUAUAUAUAUAUAUAUUAUUAAUCAACGUGAAGUGCGAUCUACGUUGCCUUUCGCCCGACGAUAAUACGUAUCUCUCGAUUACCCUGCGGUCACCGUGAUGCAUCAAGCUUGAUUUAUGUAUAUAUACCGCGUAUCGAGACCGAUCUUAACCGCACGUAUAUACGGCGAGAAAACAAAUUGUCGUAUUCCGCGUUUUACGCUCAGUAUCUAAUGUUCGAGAAUUCAGAUAACAAGCGACGGAAACGAUUGCGACAGAAGAACUCUGUCAACGCGGCACCGUGAUGUUUUCCGAUGAUAAAAUCAUUAUUCGAUUAUUUGCUAUGAUAUCAUUACCAUAUUAUUUUUCAAUUAUUAUUACUUUUAUCAUGGCAAAAAUUGUCGCGAUGUUGCAAUUAUUUCAAAGCCGAGCCGAGCACGAGUAACUCCACAACGCGACGAACGAGCCGGGCUUGGCGCCGAACGCGGGAUUCGAGCACGCAGUCUCAGCUGCGACACUGACUGAUCGGAUCAGUUUAUUCUUGUUAUGUUUCCUUUUCCACAUAGAAUGGAUGUGAAAGAGAGCGAGACUCAUUGGUGUGAGCACGGCGAAAACUUGCACGAAUCGAUCAUAUCCGAAUAUCAACAAGACAGGCGCGCGCGCGUGCGCGCUGACCGUUCAUAACUAACUACCCAAUGACGUUUGAUAUAAGGGACACCCUCGGUGAUUAUCAGAUGCCAUAAGCAUUUACUUAAUCUUACUGAGCGUGAUCGGGGUCAGUGGGCUUAUAUGUUAGUAUAUACAUAUAUAUAUCCUAUAUUAAUAACCGUCGCGUGGUUAUACACACACACACAUAUGCGCGCGCGCGCACGCACACACACACACACACACACACACACACACACACACAGAGAGAGGCACACACAUGUUAGACGACGUUCCAUGUAUAUACGUACGCAUCUCCCGGCCUUCCCUCAACAUAUUGCCCCGACGACGAAAGACCUGCGCUUUUGUAACGUUCGUAACGUGCUUGUCGCGCGAACCGAAGCAUUGGAGUAUAUUCCUUUCGAUGUAUCAAAUCCAGUGGUUCCCAACCGAAUAUCAUCUCUCCGUUUUCCCGAGAAGCCUCGUCAUAGCGGCUUUCUCGCGUCGUCAUUCUUCUUAUUGCCCCCCCCCCUCCCCCAUUUAUUUCCCUCCCACUGUUCUGUCGUUUGUCUCUGCGUCUUGUCAAACCGCCCCUCACGUUUUAUUCUUUCUCUCUAUACAUCCGUCUUUCCUCCCGCUUCCUUUUCUUCCUGGCUUCAUCUUCCUCACGUUUUCAUCCGUCCUCUUAGUCUCCUUUUCGAGUGUUAAUAAGUUCAUCGACGCGUUCAUCGAUAUUAUUAAUGAUGCAUUCGUCGGUAUAUCAUGACCAUCAGGCAGGUGCUUUCCUAUUGUAAAAAGAAUAUACUCAUCGCUGCACAAUGUGUAGAUUUAAGGCAACUAUACCCUCGCAAAUACUCGUGACGCUAAGAGCACAAAGGAUCGUACCGGCUUUAGGAUAACAUACGUUUAAUACUCGAUACGCACGGGGAUCAUUGAUAAUCUCUCGACGCGAGAGGAGUCCCCGCUCUACUCCCCGUGUUUCCUGCGAUUCUACGCGAACUACUCCCUUGUCCACGACCAAUGUAGCGCGUGAAGCGACGAUGACGCGCGCGCGCAUUGUCUUUCCAGUAUCCCUUGCUGAUUAGUGAUACGAUAGAUUCAACGCAAUGCUGAUUCCGCGCCCGCGCGCAUACACAAACACACUCGAUACACACACAUUCCUCAGACACGAUGUCGCCCUGUUUACAUUAAGUGUGAUAAAGCGCGGAACUGACGAAGGCAGGAAAAAAGAAGAAGAGAGAGCGGUAAUUAAUAAUCGCUAAUUGCGCUCGAUGACGACGAUAUCGGCGAUGACGGUGGCGAUAUCGCGACGAAGUGCAUACGCACAUGUAUCUUUCGAGUACGAAACUGAGAGGAAAGACGACUGACUGGUGAGGUUUCACACGGGACGAGAGCUACUUGGAGAGAAUAGAAAACGAGAAAUAGUUUCCAAAAGUUACGCACGGAGGACGACUCUCUCUCUCUCUCUCUCUCUC
Molecule: messenger RNA, 10578 nt
Organism: Harpegnathos saltator (Jerdon's jumping ant)
Lineage: Eukaryota; Metazoa; Arthropoda; Insecta; Hymenoptera; Formicidae
Gene: dtn
Product: transmembrane protein 132C dtn
Exons: 11
Coding region: 510-5141 (1543 amino acids)
Source: RefSeq, a predicted model, not a curated record